CAUUUUGGAGGAAGAAAAGCACUUUUAUUAAGAAUUUCAUCAAACAAGGGUUUUUCAGGAUGAUUUUAUUAUACCAAAUGGUACACUUCAUUUUAUUUGCGUCAGUUUCUGGUGAAUGUGUGACUAAGCUGUUCAAAGAUACCUGCGUUCAAGGAGGUGAUGUUGCUGCUGUGUUUACGCCCAGCGCUGAGCACUGUCAGGUUGUCUGCACGCAUCACCCACAGUGUUUGCUCUUCACUUUUAUGGCUGAAUCAUCAUUUGAAGAUCCUGCCAAAUGGUUUACUUGCCUCCUGAAAGACAGUGUGACAGAAACACUGCCAAGAGUAAAUGUGACAGGAGCAAUUUCUGGCUACUCUUUCAAGCAAUGCUCACACCAAAUAAGCGCUUGCAACAAACAAGUUUACGGGGACCUGGACAUGAAGGGCAUGAACUAUCACAGGUCUGUCACCGCGAGCGCUCGCGCGUGCCAGGUGAAGUGCACGGACGACCUGCACUGCCACUUUUUCACCUACGCCUCGGGGUCGUUUCCCAGCAGCGAUCACCGUAACGUUUGUCUCUUGAAAUACACCCAAACGGGGAUGCCAACCAGGCUAACGAAGCUCCACAAAGUGGUGUCUGGAUUUUCGCUGAAGCCCUGCGCGCUUUCUAAACUGGCAAAAUUGAGGGGACGGUAUAGAGAUUUCCCCAGCACAGCGUUUGCGGACAGUACCGUCGACAGCGUCAUGGCUCCAGACGCUUUCGUCUGUCGCAGCAUUUGUACUGACCAUCCCAAUUGUUUAUUUUUUACCUUCUUUUCUCGAGAGUGGCCGGAGGAAUCUGAAAGAAAUCUUUGUCUCCUGAAAACGUCUAGGAGCGGUAUACCAAGUAGACGCAUUAAAAAGAACAAAGCUCUCUCUGGGUUCAGUCUACAAAGCUGCAGGCACAGUGUCCCCGUGUUCUGUCACCCUUCGUUCUACCACGACACAGACUUCUUGGGAGAAGAGCUGGACAUCGUUGACGUAAAAGGGCACGAGGCGUGCCAGAACACGUGUACCGACACCAUCCGCUGCCAAUUUUUCACCUAUUCUCCAUCUCAAGAAUCCUGCAAUGGAGGCUUGGGUAAAUGUUACUUAAAACUUUCUUCAAAUGGCUCUCCAACUAAAAUACUUCACGGGAGAGGAGGUGUCUCUGGAUAUACGUUAAGGUUAUGUAAGAUGGAUAAUGCAUGUAAAACCAAAAUCAAGUCCAGAAUUGUUGGAGGAACGGCGUCUGUUCCUGGUGAGUGGCCAUGGCAGGUAGCUUUGCACAUCACCGCACCCACUCAGCGACACCUGUGUGGAGGCUCCAUCAUCGGAAACCGGUGGAUACUGACAGCUGCCCAUUGUCUCAGCGGGAUAGAGUCACCUCAAAUUUUGCGUGUCUAUGGUGGUAUUUUAAAUCAAUUGGAAAUAAAAGAGGAUACAUCUUUCUUUGGGGUUAAAGAAAUAAUCAUUCAUGAUCAAUAUAAAACAGCAGAGAGUGGGUAUGACGUUGCCUUGUUGAAACUGCAAACAGCUAUGAAUUACACGGAUCUUCAACGGCCCAUAUGCCUGCCUUCCCAAGGAGACAGAGAUGUAAUAUAUACUGAUUGCUGGGUGACGGGAUGGGGCUACAGAAAAUUUAGAGACAAAAUACAAAAUACUCUCCAGAAAGUCAAGGUCCCCUUGGUGACAAACAAAGAAUGCCAAGCAGGCUACGAGGGGCAGAGAAUAACCAGUAAGAUGAUCUGUGCAGGCUACCAAGAAGGAGGGAAGGAGGCUUGUAAGGGAGACUCGGGGGGCCCCCUGUCCUGCAAACACAACGAGGUCUGGCACCUGGUGGGCAUCACGAGCUGGGGCGAAGGCUGUGCUCAGGCGGAGCGGCCCGGCGUCUACACCAGCGUGGUCGAGCAUGUGGACUGGAUUUUGGAAAAAACUCAGGCAGAGUGAACGACUUCCCAGGUGCCAUUUGGCUCCCUGAGGGGCAAACCCGAUCUCUCCCUGGCAGAGAGUGUCGAUGUCACUGAGGAAGGCACUGGGCCACCGUUUUCCUCCACAGGGGACGAU
This is a messenger RNA of Pteronotus mesoamericanus, 2063 nucleotides long. RefSeq names its product coagulation factor XI (gene F11). Gene Ontology annotation, biological process: proteolysis. The record is from RefSeq and is a predicted model, not a curated record. The transcript is spliced from 15 exons. Gene Ontology annotation, cellular component: extracellular region. The coding region runs from base 60 to 1946 and encodes 628 amino acids. Lineage: Eukaryota; Metazoa; Chordata; Mammalia; Chiroptera; Mormoopidae. Gene Ontology annotation, molecular function: protein binding; serine-type endopeptidase activity.